This is a messenger RNA of Patiria miniata (bat star), 381 nucleotides long. RefSeq names its product keratinocyte proline-rich protein-like. Lineage: Eukaryota; Metazoa; Echinodermata; Asteroidea; Valvatida; Asterinidae. The transcript has 3 exons. The coding region runs from base 1 to 381 and encodes 126 amino acids. The record is from RefSeq and is a predicted model, not a curated record.
AUGCUUAUCCUGGCCUUGCAAUCCGAGUGCCACAUUGUCAUCCAAGAAGGUUACAACCCAACCAACCUAGUUCACAGUCCAGACCCCCUUCAACAGCCCCUCCCCGCCUCACAUCCCAAACCCAAGGCCAUAUCCACACCCCCUCCCACACCCCCACCAUGGCUCACGGCCCCUGAGCCAUACCCCUCCCACAGCUCCACCCUGGCUUACAGCCCCAACGCCAGCCCACAGCCACACCCCUGCCCACAACCCCACCUGCACUUACAGCUCCAACCCCAGCCCUCACCCACACCUUGUCUUACAUUGCCAACCUCAGCCCACAGACCUAUCCAUUUCCUCCUCCUGGUUGGGUCACCCAGCGUAGUGUUACUGGAUCACUGA